AUGUCUUCACGCUUUCCCUUUAACAACACCUCAAACUUUGUUGACCUUUUACAAAGUCAACAAGAGAGUGUGUCAAGCUACCCUAAUCCAUAUCCUUCCUUCGAACUACCUGCCUUCAGUACCCAAGCAAACACCGAAGAAGUAGAAGAAGUAGAAGAAGUUGGAGUGACGAGCAAGGUGAUUAGAAGACCGUGGAGUCCUGCGGAAGAUACCCUGCUCAUCAGCUCCUGGUUGAACACCUCGAAGGACCCGGUUGUUGGAAAUGAACAGAAAGGUGGAACUUUUUGGAGUCGCGUAGCUACAUACUUUGCGGCGAGUCAAAACGGAGGAGAAGUCCGAGAGUCAGGGCAAUGCAAACAAAGAUGGCACAAGAUUAAUGAUCUUGUGUGCAAGUUUUGUGGGGCUUAUGAGGCAGCAACAAGAGAAAGAACAAGCGGUCAGAACGAGAAUGACAUUCUCAAAAAUCCAAUAAAAACGUUGGCAACUGUAAAGAGGAGGACCGAUGAUGGAAAUGCAGAGGGGAAUGAAGAUGGAAACAAGAAUGGUGCAGGGGCUAAUCAGGGAACGGUCAGACCUCCAGGUGUUAAAGCCGCAAAGGUUAAAGGUAAAAAGCUGGACGUAGUUGAGGCUGUUAAUGCGUUCAGCAACAUGUGGGGUAUGAAAAGAGAAGAAAUGGUUUUGAAAAACGAAACCCAGAGGAUGGCUCUUCUUGAUUCCCUUAUUGCGAAGGGACCCCUCUGUGAAGAAGAAUAA
Molecule: messenger RNA, 753 nt
Organism: Eutrema salsugineum
Lineage: Eukaryota; Viridiplantae; Streptophyta; Magnoliopsida; Brassicales; Brassicaceae
Product: glutathione S-transferase T3-like
Exons: 2
Coding region: 1-753 (250 amino acids)
Source: RefSeq, a predicted model, not a curated record